Oryzias latipes (Japanese medaka) is the source of this 2779-nucleotide messenger RNA. It is a transcript of the gene glyr1, whose product is annotated as glyoxylate reductase 1 homolog (Arabidopsis). Gene Ontology annotation, biological process: transcription elongation-coupled chromatin remodeling. The record is from RefSeq and is a predicted model, not a curated record. Lineage: Eukaryota; Metazoa; Chordata; Actinopteri; Beloniformes; Adrianichthyidae. Gene Ontology annotation, molecular function: NAD binding; NADP binding; DNA binding. Gene Ontology annotation, cellular component: chromatin.
GCGGCAGACAUCUUUGCUGUAAGCUAGCUCGUCCCGUCUCUGGAGUUUAGCGGGGGUGUGUUUCUUCUUCUCUGCUUCGGGGCAGCGACGGUUGUAUUUAGGUGAAAAGAUGGCGGCUGUGCAUCUGCGGAUCGGGGACUUGGUGUGGGGGAAACUGGGCCGCUACCCACCAUGGCCUGGAAAGAUUGUAAGCCCCCCCAAAGACCUAAAGAAGCCCAGGGGGAAAAAGUGCCACUUUGUGAAGUUCUUUGGGACUGAAGACCACGCCUGGAUCAAGGUGGAGCAGCUGAAGCCGUACCACCCCCACAAGGAAGAGAUGAUCAAGAUCAAUAAAGGCAAGCGCUUCCAGCAGGCGGUGGACGCCGUGGAGGACUUCCUGAAGAAGGCCAAGGGGAAGGAGCAGGACUGUAAAGGAGACUCUAAAGGAAAGAAGGCACCCAGCAAGCCUCUGAAAAUCCUGGAGGAGGACGAUGAGGACCUCAGCGCCCUGAGGGAUCCCUCUGAGAAGGACUUAACUGACUCUGACCCCGAGCCAUCUGCUAUGGAGAGGCUGGGGGCUGGACCCGGCUCUGGAUUCAAAUGGGAAACCAGCCCAGUCAAAGAUGACCCACAUUUUCAUCAUUUCCUGCUCAGCCAGUCAGAGAAGCCAGCCUCUUCCAUGGAGCCCAUAAGCAAACGCCUGAAGAUCAUUGAAGAGGUCACAGGCUCCACAUCCAUUCAAGCAGCAGACAGCACAGCCAUUAACGGGAGCAUCACCCCCACCGAUAAGAGGAUAGGUUUCUUGGGUCUGGGGCUCAUGGGCAGUGGCAUCGUUUCCAACCUGUUAAAAAUGGGUCACGUUGUGACCGUGUGGAACCGCACCGCCGAAAAGUGUGACCUGUUCAUCCAGGAGGGGGCCAGGUUAGGCAGAACCCCGGCAGAAGUGGCUUCCAUGUGUGACAUCACCUUCUCUUGUGUCUCUGACCCAAAGGCUGCUAGAGACCUGGUGCUAGGACCCAGCGGAGUCCUGCAGGGAAUCAGGCCGGGCAAAUGCUACAUCGAGAUGUCCACCGUGGACCCGGAGACCAUCACAGAGCUGUCCCAGGUGAUCACGUCGCGAGGCGGACGCUUUCUGGAAGCUCCGGUGGCAGGAAGCCAGCAGCUCUCAAACGACGGCAUGCUGGUCAUCCUGGCUGCAGGCGACCGGACCGUGUACGAGGACUGCAGCAGCUGUUUUCAGGCCAUGGGCAAAACCUCCUUCUUUCUUGGUGAAGCAGGAAACGCAGCGAGAAUGAUGCUGAUCCUCAACAUGGUGCAGGGCAGUUUCAUGGCCACCAUUGCAGAGGGCUUAACUCUAGCCCAAGCAACGGGCCAAUCACAGCAGACCUUCCUGGACAUCCUGUGCCAGGGCCAGAUGGCCAGCACCUUUGUGGACCAGAAGUGCCAAAAUAUCCUGCAGGGCAACUUCAAGCCAGACUACUACCUGAAGCACAUUCAGAAGGACCUGAGGUUGGCCAUCUCCAUGGGCGACAUGGCCAACCACCCAACCCCCAUGGCUGCAGCCGCCAACGAGGUCUACAAGAGGGCUAAAGCACUGGAUCAGUCGGACAACGACAUCUCUGCCGUCUACAGAGCCUACAUCCACUGAAGGGGGGGGGCGUGUCCUCUGGAUCCUCAUUUCUUUAUCAGUAGUGCUUUUUAUUUCAGUUUUAGUGGUUUGUUUGAAGCCCCUCCCAUCCCAGCCACCUCCCCGCCGUUGCUUCCCGUUGGAGUCCCUGAGCUUUGCACUGAUUGGCUGUGAGGAGGCUGCUGCCUGAAGACGCCAGGAAACGGAGAGAGUUUGAUUUUUAAAGUGUCAUUUUUUAUGCCCCCCCCCCCCUGCGUGUCACUGCAUUGCCUUAAUGUCAGACGGCCUCAAGUCGUUCAGUCAAGUUUGAUUUGGGUUUGUGGGCGGAGCCAUGGCUGCUUUGGUUUCCAGGUGAUCCUGCUUUUUUGUUGGCGGCGUGCUGAGGCCUUAAAGCUCUGUCCUGGCGGAGACCGCCACCCGUCAGAGCCUUUACAGGCCCGUGUGGAGCUCAGAAGGUUUGGACCCGGGUCGUCAGAGCCACAGACUGUUACACGGCAGCAGAGUCCGGGUUUGGCUGCUGCCUCCCGUCUGCAGCGCCUGCUGGUCCGCAGGUGUGGCAGUAAAUCAGAAGUUCCUCUCUACAAAAACGUUUGACCGCCUGAGUUACGGCUGAGAAAAAGAAACCCUCUUCCUUUGUUUUUUCUUCAUUUAAAUCCAACCCCUUCGGACAGAACCAUUCCAGAACCAUUCUGGACUGACUCCACAUCUGUAAGCCCAGCGUGUUGCGCUGUGACGUAUGAACGCCAUGCAGAACGCGGCGUGCAGCUCCAGCUGUGCGAGACGUGAAAGGAGCACGGCAUGAUGGGUGAAUGACUGUCAUCUGAACUGAUCAGAACUGUUCUUGGUGGGACUUCAGUGUUCAGGUUGGACUUUUCACUGUUUUCAGAGGAAACCUGUAAAUAUCACGUCCAGCUGUUCCUUUUGUGUCCAAAACCCCAAAUGAUUCCUUCUUCCUUUGGUUUGGACUGCAGCUUCAGACUUCAGGUCUGUAGAUUUCUCAGACUUGACACAGAAGCGUCUCUUAUAAUCCUGCUCAUCGCAUUGAAAUGAUCUUUUGGACCCCAGCGGUCAGAGGGGGGGCAACUUUGCUUUAGGGGGAUAUUUAUGAUUUUGUGUACGUAUAGAAAUGCAAAGACUUUUGUGCUGUUUAAUAAAUCCUCCCCUGAUUAUGGA